Messenger RNA from Corythoichthys intestinalis (scribbled pipefish), 3880 nucleotides. It is a transcript of the gene prkcea, whose product is annotated as protein kinase C, epsilon a. Lineage: Eukaryota; Metazoa; Chordata; Actinopteri; Syngnathiformes; Syngnathidae. Gene Ontology annotation, biological process: protein phosphorylation. The record is from RefSeq and is a predicted model, not a curated record. Gene Ontology annotation, molecular function: diacylglycerol-dependent serine/threonine kinase activity; ATP binding. Gene Ontology annotation, cellular component: nucleus; cytoplasm. The coding region runs from base 684 to 2924 and encodes 746 amino acids. The transcript has 15 exons.
CAGAGGCAGGCGGGGGCGCGCGCGCACGCUCUCGCGCACGCACACACACAGACACACACGCUGAGAAAAAUCGAAGGCUGGCGAAGAAGCCAAAUGGGAAUGAUGCACUCGUGAACGCCGAGGAAGCCAACACGUACGCCGGGGGAGGCGGACUACUCGGAUCCGUCGUUCGGACGCGGGAGCGAGCCCCGUGAAUUGAGCGUUUAAGCGGCGGGGGAUUAAUCCUUCGAGGCGGAGGGGGAGCGACAGCCCGCAGACGAGGGGCCGGAGACCGGAGCGCCAAUCCCGGAUGGCUAGGCGCGGCUGCUCCCGCUCUCCCCCACCCUGAUCCGGAGCCCUACUGAGGCACACCGAGGACCGUGUACGCCAGCGUGUAGGGGUGGCGGGGGGCCCGAAGAAGAAGAGCUCUCAGACGGCGUCCAAGGUUUGAGAUCCCCGGCCUUGUUUCCGCUCCGUGCCCGAACAUAAACAAACAAACCUUCUUCAUCCCUGUCAUCCUCAGACCUGAGUGUACGCACGCGGUUGAUGUGUCUGCAGAGUCGAAGCGUCCUUAUGGGAUGUAGUUGUAGCCCCACCGUGGAGUGACUCCCCCUACGCGCCCCCGCACUCACUGGAAGGAAACUGGUGGAAAAGGCAGACGACCCCCAAAACACAAGGCCUAAUAAAGUGCGGAAGGCUCGGCCAUGCCGGUGUUCAGCGGCCUCCUGAAGGUGCGCGUGUGUGAGGCGGUGGACCUGAAGCCCACUCCUUGGGCGCUGCGUCAUGCCGUGGGCAAGAGCGGUUCCUUCCUGCUGGACCCCUACCUGGCGCUCAACCUGGACCAGACCCGCCUGGGACAGACAGCCACACGCACUAAGACUAACAGUCCGGCCUGGCAUCAGGAGUUCUGCACAGAGGUGCGCGAGGGCCGAAGCCUGGAGCUAUCCGUGUUUCACGAUGCACCCAUCGGCUACGACGACUUUGUGGCCAACUGCACCAUCCAGCUGGAGGACCUGCUCCAGAACGGGACCAGACACUACGAGGACUGGAUUGACUUAGAGCCUGAGGGGAAGGUCUACGUGGUGAUCGAUCUGUCUGGAUCUUCCACUGAAGCUUCAGGAGCCAACGACAAUGAAGAGCGCGUCUUCCGGGAACGGAUCGGGCCGCGUCGGCGCCAGGGCGCGGUACGCCGGCGUGUCCAUCAAGUCAACGGACACAAGUUCAUGGCCACCUACUUGCGGCAGCCCACGUAUUGCUCACACUGCAGGGACUUCAUAUGGGGUGUCCUGGGGAAGCAGGGCUACCAAUGUCAAGUGUGCACGUGCGUCGUCCAUAAGCGCUGCCACGAACUUAUUAUCACCAAAUGCGCUGGCAUGAAGAAGCAGGAGGACACCCCGGAGGAGGUGGGUUCGCAGCGCUUCAGCGUGAACAUGCCGCACAAGUUCAGCAUCCACAACUACAAGGUGCCCACCUUCUGCGACCACUGCGGUUCGCUGCUGUGGGGUCUCUUGAGGCAGGGCUUGCAGUGCAAAGUGUGUAAGAUGAACGUGCACAGGCGUUGCGAGAAAAACGUAGCCCCCAACUGCGGCGUCGACGCCCGCGGCAUCGCUAAAGUUCUAUCCGACUUGGGGGUCACGCCCGACAAGAUUUCCAACACGGCGCAACGUCGCAGGAAGUUGACGCCAGGCCAGGACACUCCCCAAUCUCCGCCAGAGCUCUCGCAGACGGAGAACAGCUUCAGCCAGCCGGCUGUACCCACCUCGCCCUCCCAGCAGGACUUGGCAGAAUUGGACCGUCUGCAGGACUCGCUGUCCCUGGACCAGCAAGGCCCCCAACACUCGUCCUCUUCGUCGUCGUCGUCAUCUGCCACCUCCACCACCUCGUUGUCCACCGCCUCGUCGUCGGGGGGCCGUGAAAACGGGCAGAGUCAGAGGAGGACUCUCAAGGACUUUAACUUGAUCAAAGUUCUCGGAAAAGGCAGCUUUGGCAAGGUGAUGUUGGCCGAGCUGAAGGGGACGGAGGAAGUUUACGCCGUCAAAGUCCUGAAGAAAGACGUGAUCCUGCAGGACGACGACGUGGACUGCACCAUGACGGAGAAGCGCAUCCUGGCUCUGGCCCGCCGACACCCCUACCUCACCCAGCUCUACUGCUGCUUCCAGACCCGAGACCGCUUGUUCUUUGUCAUGGAGUAUGUGAACGGAGGCGACUUGAUGUUCCAAAUUCAGCGUUCGCGCAAGUUCGACGAGCCACGCUCGCGCUUUUACGCCGCUGAAGUCACGUCAGCGCUCAUGUUCCUGCACCGCAACGGCGUCAUCUACAGGGACUUGAAGCUGGACAACAUUUUGCUGGACGCGGAAGGCCACUGCAAGUUGGCAGACUUCGGCAUGUGCAAAGAGGGCAUCGUGAACGGCGUGACCACCACCACCUUUUGCGGCACGCCCGAUUACAUCGCCCCGGAGAUUCUGCAGGAGCUGGAGUACGGCGCAUCGGUGGACUGGUGGGCGCUGGGGGUCCUGAUGUACGAGAUGAUGGCCGGGCAACCGCCGUUUGAAGCCGACAAUGAGGACGACCUGUUCGAGUCGAUCCUCCACGACGACGUGCUUUACCCCGUGUGGCUCAGCAAGGAAGCCGUGUCCAUCCUGCGAGCGUUUAUGACCAAAAACCCGGCCAAGCGUCUGGGCUGCGUGGUGAGCCAAGGCUGCGAGGAGGCCAUCAAGACGCACCCCUUCUUCCGGGAAAUCGACUGGCUGCUGCUGGAGCAGAGGAAAGUGCGACCCCCCUUCAAGCCACGCAUUAAAACCAAGCGGGACGUGAACAACUUUGACCAGGACUUCACCAAGGAGGACCCGGUGCUCACUCCCACUGACGAGACCAUCAUCCGGCAGAUCAACCAGGAGGAGUUCAAGGACUUCUCCUAUUGCGCUCCCGAGGAGACGCACACCUAACACACGCAAAGGCGCUGGCACUCCUUUACUUUUUGACGCUCUCCUUACUUUACGCGCGUCGUCGUCGUUGUUGUUCUCGUUAUUGUUGCCUGGAUUUGAUGAUGAAUAUGCACACCCGCUUUAUGCACACACACGCACACGGCUUUCUCCUCUUGUAUAUAUGAUCUCUCAAUCCAUAUAUUAGCCUGUGUCGCGUGGCCGUAUGGUGUCGAUGUUGUCCGCGAGCUUGUGGCGCAUGGACAAGCCCCCCCUAAAUCAGCUCCAUUUUCUUUUUCUUUUCUUUUCUUUUUAACUCAUUGGCUGCCGUUAAAGGCGAUAGACGUCCAAUCCUUCUGAAUUGGCAUUUAACUCAUUUUUGAGUUAAUACAAAUAAGUUAAUGCUUUAACUCGGAGUGAACUCAAAUUUUAGUUUACGCACAUUUGAGUUAACUCAAAAACAUUAACUGUCAAAUUUGAGAAAUCUCAUGACUUAACUAAUGUGUUGACUCCCAAAUUUGAGUUAACUCACAAAUUUCACUACUGAGUUAACUCCUUUGUGAGUGAACUAAUGAGUUAACACUCAAAAUUGAACUAACUCUCAAAUUUGUUCAUUUACAUAUUUACCUAUUGAGGUAACCCAUUUGUGAGUUACACAACUUUGAGUUGAUUCUCAAAUGUUAGCUGUCAAAUUUGAGUUAACUCAUGAGUUAAUGCUCACAUUUGAGUUAACUCACAAACAUUAUCUUUCAAAUUUGAGAGAUGACUUAACUAAUGUGUUGACUCCCAAAUUUGACUUAACUCAUUUUUUAGUUAACUAAUGAGUUAACACUCAAAAUUGAACAAACUCUCAAAUGUGUUUAUUUACCUGUUGAGGUAACCAUUUGUGAGUUACACAACUUCGAGUUAACUCAUGAGUUAACGCUCACAUUUGAGUAAACUCGUGAGUUAACGCUUACAUUUGAGUUAACUCACAAACA